CCCCCUCUCAUCUUCAUUUCUCUCUCCUGUCUCUAUACUAUAAAAUAUAAAUAAAUAAAAAAAAAAGAGAAGAACCACACCAUCACAGCAGGCAUGAGAGUCUUUCUGCAUUAUGCUAUGUCCCCCGCCCUGCUGGGGUAACUUUCCAAGCCAGAAAUCUUUUCUGAUCGUUUUCCCAGUCUUUCCUCCCAAAGGCCCCCGAAAUCCUGAGCCCUGAAAUGCUCCCAGGUACGUCCCUCUCUCCCGGCAGAAGGGGCGCGCUCCCCGGGUCCCGCGCAGCCCCUGCCCGCGCGCCCGGCCCCGCCGUUGAUCGUGCGCCCUCGUGGCCCUCGGCCCAGCUCCUCGCCGCCGCCCCCUGCGCCCUCCACCCGCGGCUCCGCAGACCAGGGGCCGCGCCGGCCAGGACGAGGCCAGGACCACCGCCAUCCACGCCGCCCCGCAGCCAUGGGCCUGAGCCCCACCACCGGGAGGAAAAACUGGGGCCGCUUCUCCAGGCGCCUCAGGCCACGCCCCAAGCCCGCCCCGAGCUCCCCGGACGUGCCGCCCCUGGAAGCUGCUGCCUGGGCCACACCUCCUGCUUGGCUCUUGCCCAGGGCCCUGCGGAGUGCGUCUGCGCCCCAGAAAACUCCGGUGCGGGGGCCCGGCCCCCUCCAUGCACCUGCUCCCUGCGGGCCCCGGGAGCCCCCGAAGAGUCACCAAGUCUCCAAGGCUCCUCCUGCUCAUGAUCCUGUGGGAUCUCAAGCCUUGGUGCGGUUCUCACCCAAGCAGCCAGACACUAUCCAACAGGGCAUAAGUGCCCAGCAGGGGGAGAAACCAGAGGUUAACUGGGAGACCACUGCCCACCAGAAGAGGGCAGCAGAGUCAAAUUCAAGCCUACAGCCUUGGGGUGAAGGCAAAUUAGUAAAGAAAGUUGCUGAGAUGGUUGGCUUCAUACCUGUAAGAACUCAUUUCUCCAAGUGGGUAGGACGGCUGGAUUGGCUAAAUGAAGAACUCAAGAAAUCUCUCCAAAAGGCAAAGAUAAAAGUUGGACAAAAGUGUCAGAGGGCCAAAGGACUGACAACAAAUUGGAAAGUAUUAAUCCAAGAAGAUUUCCUGAAUCUCAAAAGACUGGUAGCCUGCCACAUUCGCAUUCCAGACUCCCUCCCUCCCAUCCCCCAGCUCUCUGAUGGGGACAAUUGUAGCAGGAAGCCUAUUGAUGGCAGCAGAGAGAAACUAUCUUAUUUGCAGCAGAACAUGGAAAAGCUAAAACCCCAACCCGGAGACUUGAUUGAGAUUUUCCGUAUCGGCUACGAGCACUGGGCCAUCUAUGUGGAAGAUGACUGUGUGGUCCACCUGGCUCCCCCAAGUGAGGAAUUUGAGGUCGGCAGCAUCACUUCCAUCUUCAGCAACCGGGCGGUGGUCAAGUACAGCCACCUGAAUGAUGUGCUGCAUGGCUGCUCCUGGAAGGUCAACAACAAGCUGGAUGGGACCUACCUGCCGCUGCCCGUGGAUGAGAUCAUGCAGCGCACCAAGCAGAUGGUCAACAAGAUCGUGCAGUACAGCCUGAUCGAGGGCAACUGUGAGCACUUCGUCAACAACCUCAGAUACGGCGUGUCCAGGAGUCAGCAGGUGGAGCACGUCCUGAUGAAAGGAGCAAAGGCAGCAGGCGUUGUGAUUUCCGCAGUUGUGGACAGCAUGAAACCCAAGCCCAUAACUGCCUGAAGGUGCUGGGAACUCCAAUGAGAGGAAGAGCUACUGAUAUCCACAAAGAACAUAUACUUCUUGCCCACCCCUUGCCUUCCUCUCUCGAUGGCCCCAUGUAAGAAUUGUGAGCCUCUAGAAGAAUCUAGAAUGUAUCCAAUUACCAUUCCAGAAAUACAGCCAAUAUAUGUGAUCAUA
Erinaceus europaeus (western European hedgehog) is the source of this 1878-nucleotide messenger RNA. RefSeq names its product phospholipase A and acyltransferase 5 (gene PLAAT5). Bases 445 to 1701 code for a protein of 418 amino acids. The transcript has 7 exons. Gene Ontology annotation, biological process: N-acylphosphatidylethanolamine metabolic process. NCBI's taxonomy places the organism in Eukaryota, Metazoa, Chordata, Mammalia, Eulipotyphla, Erinaceidae. Gene Ontology annotation, cellular component: cytoplasm. The record is from RefSeq and is a predicted model, not a curated record. Gene Ontology annotation, molecular function: A2-type glycerophospholipase activity; glycerophospholipid phospholipase A1 activity.